AAGGACAAGGUGUAUACAAAUGCACGACCCUUUGUUGAUUUUUUCUACUAACUUAUUUCCUGGAUGAUAUUAUCUCUUCUUUAUUGAUGAAAUGGGUGACCUGAAUAGCUUGCCUAACUCCCCCUUGAGCGACGAGGGUUGUGAAAGCACCUCUCUUUUACGAGAGCACUCCGAGCCGCAGCUCGAGAAACGCCGAGUCUUUUUUGGUCACACUGAAGGUGUUCGUACCCCAGGCCAACACUAUGUGAAGACUCGCCGGUGCAGCUCGCUCAGGACCUGGCUCCCUAUAGUCUGCUACAGCGCUUUGUCUUUGACGGGCAUCGUCUUGUUUAUUUUGGUUGGCGGAUACUUUGGAGCUUUGUUCAUUUACGGACCGCCUGAAAAUGAGCCUGUCCGUACAGAGGCACCUUCGAUCUGCCAGACGCCUGAAUGUAUCAAUGCUGCUUCUGAAAUCCUGCGAAACAUGGACCCCGAUUACGAACACAUUGACCCUUGCACAAACUUCGACCAGUAUGCCUGUGGCGGCUGGAGAAACCAACAUGACAUGCGGCCUGACCAGGGAUCUAUUUUUGCCGGGACACUCAUGCAAGAGGCCUCUGAGACUCGUCUUCGUCACUUGCUUGAAUCACCUGAGCCGUCGGAUCCUGCCGAUUCGAAAAUCUUUAAGAAGUUGAAGUCGGCUUACAACGCUUGUAUGGAUGAGAAGACAGUUAGUCGCCGUGGUACUAAGCCAUUGGCCAAUAUGCUGGAGGAAUUUGAGAAGAUAUAUGCAGUCAAUUCUGCUUCUGAGGGGUCUGAUGUCGACCUUAACAACGCUUUGCUAUAUCUCAUCAAGUCUGGAGUCGACGCCCUUCUGACUACAUACGUUUCGCCCGAUGAUCGAGAUCCGGAUAAAGUGACAAUUUUCGUAAACCCACCUCGGGAGAUUGGUCUUCCGUCGAGGGAGUACUAUAACAAUACGAAGACGGUCGAGGACUACAGUACAAUGCUCGAUAAGGUCCUGGGAGGCCUUCUCGCUAAGGAAAAGCACGUUGUCGACGACAUUGUAUCAUUUGAGUCAAAGCUGGCAGAUAUCUCUCCGGACACACAAACCCAGGCGGAUGUGACCAAAUACUAUAACCCACGCAGUAUUGAAGAGACACGGUCACUUUUACCCCAGGUUUCGCUGUCUGAUAUCAUCUCAGACCUAGCUCCAUCUGAUUUCAAAACGGACCGUCUGAUUAUCGGUUCUCCGUCAUACAUGGAAUCUCUGUCCAAGCUCUUGGACGAAACUCGAAGGGAAACCGUCCAAGCGUUCUUUGAAUGGAAAAUCAUCCAGACGUAUGCAGGUCACAUUGAGGAUAAAAAAAUCAAACCUCUUCGUGAGUUUAAUAAUGUCCUCUUGGGCAAGGACCCUCAAGCUACCCAGGACCGAUGGCGGAAAUGUAUCGGUAGCCUGGAUGAGGAUCUUGGGUGGAUUCUAAGCCGAUUCUAUGUUCUCAGCGCUUUUUCUGAAGAAUCAAAGAAGCUUGGAGAUCAAGUUGUCUCUGAUAUCAAGGAGCGAUUUGUCUACACAUUGCAUCAGACUAGCUGGAUGUCUCCGAAAGUGAGAGAAUUGGGCAUCCAGAAAGUCGGCAACAUUGUACAAAAGAUAGGAUACCCCACGAACAGCCCCAAUGUGAUGGAUGCCACAAACGUGGAAGAGUAUUACCGGAAUCUUUCUAUUUCGAGCGAGAGCUUCUUUGAGAAUGGAGUCGCUGUUGCGAAAUUUGGCGUUGGGAGAGCCUGGGCGAAACUGGGAAAGCCCACCAACCGGAAUGAAUGGGGUAUGACUGCUCCCACCGUCAAUGCAUACUACAACCCUCCCGGAAAUGAAAUUGUCUUCCCUGCUGGAAUCAUGCAGCCCCCUGUCUUUUACGGCCCUUCCGCUCCUCUUUACUUGGCAUACGGCGCUUUUGGAGCGGUUAGCGGCCACGAACUUUCUCAUGCUUUUGAUUCAACCGGUCGACAUUACGAUGAGACCGGAAACUACACCAACUGGUGGGAUGAAAAAACAGUCGAAAGCUUUAAGGAGCGUGCACAGUGUUUCAUCGACCAAUAUUCCGAGUUCACUGUUCCCGGGAAGGACUCGGAGCCUUUGCAUGUCAACGGCCGCCUAACACUCGGAGAGAAUAUUGCUGAUGCCGGUGGUCUUGGGGCUGCAUACCACGCUUGGAAGAAGCACGACGAGUCGCAUCCAGAUCGCCAUCUCCCCGGACUUACCAAGUUUAGCAAAGAGCAGCUUUUCUUCAUGUCCUAUGCCAACUGGUGGUGCAGCAAGACCUCUCCUGAGGCAGCUCAGAGAGCUAUAUAUGUGGAUCCUCAUGCGCCUAAGCCUGCACGAAUCAUUGGAACGAUGUCAAACUCGGUCGAAUUCAAGGAGGCGUUCAGCUGUCCCAGCAAAGAACCUGUGUGCAAGCUCUGGUAGCUAAAACCAGAGACGGGAGGUCAGUCUGUUGGUUGGAACAGCUGGCAGAGAUUCAGUUAUUGCAAUCUAUUUCAUGCGCCAAGUUAUGUUAUCUCUAAUCAACAAUCAGUGUACUUAUGCUCGAUAAUUGUCCUUAAUAUAUUUCCUAUACGUGAUUCUCAAAU
This is a messenger RNA of Aspergillus ochraceoroseus IBT 24754, 2610 nucleotides long. Its product is annotated as M13 family metallopeptidase. Lineage: Eukaryota; Fungi; Ascomycota; Eurotiomycetes; Eurotiales; Aspergillaceae. The transcript has 6 exons. The record is from RefSeq and is a predicted model, not a curated record. Bases 92 to 2446 code for a protein of 784 amino acids. Gene Ontology annotation, molecular function: metalloendopeptidase activity. Gene Ontology annotation, biological process: protein processing. Gene Ontology annotation, cellular component: plasma membrane.